This is a messenger RNA of Cuscuta campestris, 627 nucleotides long. NCBI's taxonomy places the organism in Eukaryota, Viridiplantae, Streptophyta, Magnoliopsida, Solanales, Convolvulaceae. The record is from the annotation of a GenBank genome assembly.
CUUUGCAUUUGCAUCGGUUAUUCCUAAAACCGAUGCAAAAGAAUAUUUGCAUCGGUUAUUAGGAAUAACCUAUGCAAAAGCCUAAACCUUUUGAAUCUGUUAUAGGAAUAACGGAUGCAAAACGGUCUCUUAUAUUCAUCCUCUAAAUUCUUAUCCUCCCCAAACCCUUCGUUGUUUUUCAAGACGCUGUGUCUUCGCUGUUGCCUCGCUCAUCGUCACCGUUCCACAUUCGCCCUCGCUCCAAGCUUCCCCGUUCCUCGCUCGCCGUCGCCGUACCUCCUCGCUCUUGCAUUUGCCUCAAGUAGUCCUUUUCUGGGAGCUUGUGUUUAUGCAAUUAAGCGGUAAAGCAAUUGGUGCAGAAAGCGAAAGUGAAACAGGUCUUGGCCGUUACUUCAGGAACGACACAUGCCUCGGCUUAAGGCUCGACUGGAUUGGGUUGAUGUUCCCGGAGUACCCCAACAAGUAGGGGGCGUUGAGUGUGGCUAGUAUACCAUGCGAUUUUUAUGGCUCAUCGUCACUAUGUGUGCACAAUAUUCUUUACUGUUAUUCGAUGUUUUUCAGUCCAAUUCACUUUAUAUUAGAGCCGAAUUAGAAGAGGUUAGAGUGUUUUGGGCAGGGGAUUUUCUC